UACUUGCUAGCUCCUCAUCCCACCGUAAGCCAUGCCUCCUUGCCACGCCUCCUUGCGGUCAAUUAAACCAUGUAGGGUUCAAGUGGGUCCAGGUUCUAGUGGCCACACAAGAAGGCACUUGAAAGUUCUUAUCCAUGCCUAGAUAUCUGGACCCUAAACACACAAAGUCGUGGACUCUAACCCAGCCACCUGUUCUUUCCAUGAUUCUCCACGUUUCACGUGAAGCAAAGCCUCUCUGCUAUCAUACUGGAUAGCCUGUACUACUGUGGAUACGGAUGUUUGGCCUCCUUGAUCACUACCCUGUGUACGAGUUCAAAUGGAAAUAUAUGCACACCUCACAAGGCCAAUUGGCAAAGCAGCUAGCUGUCCUGAGAUUGAGUGCAUUGAAAUCAUGUACUUGUCUGGUGAUGCCUCUAGUGAGUGCAAUAGACUGACUGGGUGCGCACUGAUCUGAUGAAGUGUGUACAAACCUGUAGGCUAAAGUCGGUGUUACACUGGGGUUUUCUCAACUUUUCUGGAUCUUUAAAGCACCAGAAGUAGUAUGUGUGUAGCGUUGGUACGCUGGUGAAUUCUCUUCAUGCCAGUUAAGGUUACACUUUUGGUAGAGUUACGAGUUCAAUCUUCAUUCCAGUUCAGUUCAGUUUAAAAAAAAAUAGACAACAGUGUGUUCACUGAGACCCUUGUAUUUUGCCUCCGAGAGACUGUGGCCCGCUACAUGUGUACUAUUGAAAGCGCCCAUUUCGUCUUGGAAGUGUGCAUCACAUUGACAUUAUGCAUGCGGUCUAUUACUAGUACAUGUAUUUGGUCAGAGUCUCAUCUGUGUGUGUGUCUCUCUCUGUUUGUUUGUUUGUGUGUCGGUGUCAGUGUGUGUGUAUGUGUGUGUGUGUGUGAGUGUGUGUGUGUGGUGUGUGUGUGUGUGUGUGCAUGUGCGUGUGCGCUUAUGUGCUUAUGUGUCUGCAUGUGUGAGCAGUAUGUACUUGAAUGAGCCGUGCACACCUGGUUUGUGUCUGCAUGUGCUUGCAGUCGCCUUGCAUUCACUUUGAACACGUGUUCGUGUACAUGUUCCGCAGGACUUGUGAUUUCGCCUGACCUUUCAAACCAAUUGGACUGACUGCCCUGGCAAGGGACUCUUAUUGCCUAGCUUCUUGUUAUGGCGGCAUCAACAGUAGCGCAUAACGUCACUCGACCUGUCGUUGCUUCACAGCUGCUGCUUUCUCGCUCCUGCUGUAUCAGUUCGGCGUAUUGUCCAGCUGCACAGUGUAGCCGUGUGUUGAAACAGCAUACCGGUACCUGCUCAGUAGCUGUCAUCAGUACCAGGAACUUAGUGAGUGUAGCGGACACAGUCAGCAGCGGAAACACUGCGUCGCUGGUGACACGCCGUCACUGGCAAUGCCCUGCGGCACGCAGUGCAGCGCGUCACUAUUCCGCUCCACCGUGUGUCACAACCGCAGCGUUGCAAGGGCUGCUAGCGCAAGUGCAGCGUCUCCAGCAGGAACAGCGCAGCAACGGUGGCGGAGCACUGAGCCCGGAGCAGAGGUCCCGAUUGGCUUCCGCUUGUCAUAUGCUGUGCGCUGCGAUCGGGUCGUUGCUCGGCACCAUUCCUUACUUGCUGCAGCAAUGUUCCCGCUAUGAUGCUUUCCCGGGUGUAGCCAGCAACGGACUGCGAUCUAGUGUAUCCAUACUCUCCACGUGUACAUCGGCGCUUGAUGACAUCAUCAAGUCACUGCUUACGUCAUCGAAUACUAAGAGAGCUUUCGCACAGGCUGUGUUAGCACUUGAAGCACAUUCAGAGCUGCUCAGGGAUCACGCGCAGCUUUUUAAAGUCAUCUACGCUGUUGUGCAAGUGGACAAGACUGGCAACCUGAUCGUUGAUCAUACUCAGUUUCCGGACGACUUUCUGGACACUGCUGAGAGUAUGGAGCGGAAAAGCUUCUAUGGACGGUGCCUCGGCCUUCAUUAUGACAAAGAGGUACGGCAAGUUCUUCAACUCAUCGUGGCACUGCAGGCUGCCACCGGGAAGGCAUAUUUUUCCCGUCCACCGACACGUGCAGGGCUUGGCUUGCUGCCACUCCUACCUGAGCCGUACACAGCAGUGAGGAUUGCAGCAGACCCAAGACAGCGAGCUGCAGAUUUCCUUGACAUAACGUCCAAAUGCAAUGUGGACUUUGUGAAGCGCUUCUGGCACCUAGCUGAAAUGAAGAUCAUGGAGCUUGGCCGGGUUGUUGGAAGAGUGCCGAAAUGCAAGAUGAACAAACUGCUUCACCUGCCUCCAGAGCUGAUCACGUUUCAGCAAGAGACCAAUAGUGGCACUGAAAGUAGUGCCAGCGAGGGAGGCUCUGCUGCGUCAACUGACGGAGUGUUUCGACUGACCCCUCAGCAUGGCGCUCCCAUAGUGGUACCGCCACCGCUAUCAGCAGAUGGGAAGCCGCAGGGUGUCACCGUCCGUCACCUGGUUCCAAAGAGUGCCAGCUCCGAGCCUUCUAAGGCAGUCAUCAUUCACUUCCAUGGUGGAGGGUUUCUGGCGCAAACGUCGCAGUCACAUGUGAGUUAUCUAAGCCACUGGGCCAACCAGCUCAACGUACCCGUGGUGUCCGUUGACUACAUGACGGCCCCCGAGCACCCGUACCCGCGUGCCGUCAACGACUGCUUCUACGCAUACGCCUGGGUGCUGAGGAACGCCACCAGCCUGGGCACCACUGCCGAGAAAGUCAUCCUGGCCGGCGACUCGGCCGGCGGUAACUUUGUCUUCGGAGUGGCAUUCCUCGCUGCACAGUACCAGCUUCAGAAGCCGUGUCUGGUUCUGGGCGCUUACCCUGCUCUGAAAAUCUCACUGGAUCUGUCACCGGCACGUUGCCUAAGCGUAAUGGAUCCGCUGUUACCCAUUGGAACGCUGCGGGCAUGUUUGAAUGCGUACCGGGGAGGUGGCAGCAUGCCAGAGUAUCACCCGAACACCGGUGGCCUGUCACAGCUGCAGUCAGGCAUCCACCAACGCCAUGCCGCCAUCCUGAAUGCUUCGCCGGCCUACCUCUCUCCACUGCUGGCCAGUGAUGAGAUGCUGCACAGCUUACCAUCGGUUGCAUUGCUGCCAAGCUCAUUCGACCCACUCCUGGAUGAUUCCAUCGUCAUGGCGCGUCGCCUGCACGCACUGGGCAAGGAUGUGACACUACGCCCAUUCGACGGAGUAUCCCAUGGCUUCCUCAACUUCCACGCAGUCAGCCGCUUGGCGCGGCAAGCCACCGACGCGUGCAUUGAGUUGAUGGAUGCAGCGAUCAAGCAACAUGACCAAGAUGUUUAGUCUUGAUACAAGUAGUUCCCAUUCCAGUACGAGAUGUCACCACUCAUGCGUUCCCAGUGCAGCACCGGGCAUUUGCCCAUUGGCAGUCAUUUUACGAGUAUUGAACUAAUUUUUUAAAUAGCAAGCUUCAUAAUUAGUUUAUUACCAUCCAAGUUCAUAUCGAAGUACUGUAAGGUCUUGUAUACAAGUCGCACUUGAAUAGAAGCCGCAAUUUUGGGCCCAUCAAAUCACACAUAAGCCUGGUUUUAGUGUUGACAUACAUAGAAAUCCCUGUCUUGUAUAGAAGCCUGUCUCAUAUAGAAGCCUGCAAAAUUUCACAAAGAAAGUCAUAGAAGCCGCGGCUUUUAUACGAGACUUUACGGUAUUUAUCAUCAUUAGUCUCCCAUGGAAUUUCCUGUGUACCUUUUAUGCAAUGCGGCCAGUUUUUUUAAUGAUCAAUAGGUUAGAGAUGUGGUGACCCAGACAUGCCUGAAGAGGCCUGAGAUAUGUCAGCAAAUCCAGCUCUCUUACGAUAAAGAAACCUCUUCCAGCUCUCUUGGUCGGCAUCAUUAUAUUUUUUGGCUAGUGUGUUUUGACCACUGAGCAGCUGCACAGCAUGGUCGAUUUCAUGUCUUGAUUUUCUAGUUUCUUCGAACAUUAUUAGAUCAUAGGACUUCGGAUGUGGCUGGGAAGGUUGCUACAGGAUAAUUGG
Molecule: messenger RNA, 3986 nt
Organism: Sycon ciliatum
Lineage: Eukaryota; Metazoa; Porifera; Calcarea; Leucosolenida; Sycettidae
Product: hormone-sensitive lipase-like
Exons: 7
Coding region: 1151-3295 (714 amino acids)
Biological process (GO): cholesterol metabolic process; triglyceride catabolic process
Cellular component (GO): cytosol
Molecular function (GO): triacylglycerol lipase activity; sterol ester esterase activity
Source: RefSeq, a predicted model, not a curated record